This is a messenger RNA of Ictalurus punctatus (channel catfish), 1610 nucleotides long. Its product is annotated as BTB/POZ domain-containing protein KCTD8-like. Lineage: Eukaryota; Metazoa; Chordata; Actinopteri; Siluriformes; Ictaluridae. The coding region runs from base 620 to 1024 and encodes 134 amino acids. The record is from RefSeq and is a predicted model, not a curated record. The transcript has a single exon.
UCUUGGUCUUUUCGUAUUGUGUUUCUCAUUCUUUGUUGUUUUUUUUGUUUUGUUUUGUUUCUCACCAGAUUGUAGAAAUUUAUUUAGGGACUGAAGCCUUUUUUUUUUCUUUUUUUUUCAUUUCAAUCAAAAUGAAGCACUGAAUAUUUCAUGGCAGUUCUCCAAGAGGAGUCUGGGGUCCUCCUGGAGUCCUUGAAUUAUAGCCCAGAGGUCCCUGUUUUUUGUUUAUUUGUUUUUAGUUACAGUGGUGAAAAUCCCAACCCAAUAUUGUCAAAUCUAUUUACUGUGUUAUUGAGUUACCAUAAUUGACCUGUUUGACUGGACACUUGAAUUUGGUUUAAUCCAAAUUGUAAUAACUAAAAAGAAAGAAAGAAAAGUAGGUCUAGUAGGUCUAUGAAUAAUGUUAACUUGGACCUAUUGUGUUCAGGAACUUGAUGGCGAAUCAUUCACCAUCAGCUUGAAUGAUCACUAGUUCAGCUAUGUUUGCGUCCAUUAUUACUACAUUUAUUUACACUGUUUAUGUCUUUUCACAGGUAGCAAAUCAUCAUUCCCAGCACUUCCAAGUGACCCAGGUUUUGUCCAGCCAGAGGCAGAACCAGUACAUGACUGGACAGAACAUAUGGACAGGAACAGUGCAGACCUGGACUUGCAAGAUGUGCCUCCUCCAGACCCUGUUCCCCUUUUAGAACCCCACGACAUCCUUGACCUUCCCCUUCCCCCACCUCCAACUCCAGUCUUAGAGCACCUCACAUCUUCAUCCGACUCCUCUGCCAGCCCUUCUCCACUUUCUGCCAUCAGCCCGGCACGGCCCACCACUCUGGCUCUGAAGGCAGUGCCCCGUACCACUGGCAACAAGGAGAAUGGUGGAUCUCCAGCCCAAGAACCUAAGGACAAGGAGAAGAAGAUAAUGGAGGAGGAGCUUAAGAAAUGCAUCGAGGAUUUCCGCAAGAUUAGAAUCCCCAAGCUCUUCCCAGAUCGCAAGAGGCUCUGGCAGAAUGACCUCCUGAAAAAAUACAAUGCCUAACUUAAACGCAGUAGUUGGGAGCCAAUAAAGCAGACUUCAUGGAGUAAAUAUGCUUAUUUUCUCUCUUUCUGCAAUGCGUUAGUCUACGUAAAACAGGACCUAGUAUCCUCAUCUGAAGCAUCCCACUGACAGGAAGUCUGUAUAUGCAAUCGAGAUGGACUGUACAAAAAUUAAAACAAAGGUAGGCGAGCUGAUCUAUUUUGUCUGUUAGGGUUAGUAUGAGAGGCAGGCUUGACAUCAAACCUUUGAUGAUGUUUUAAUUUUUGUCGAAUAAAUAAAUCUUUUUUCUUUUUAAAAGAAAACAUUCUGAGUAAAGGGAAAAGGGGAGCAGGGGGUCAGAGGCAGACUAACUUUGUGCUGAUUGUGCCACAUUCUGUCUUGCAUUGGCUGAUUGCAAAUCAUAGCUGACAGCUGAGAAGUUGAUCGGAUCAUUACACUGAAGCUAAAUAAAGCACGUGUUUAAAGAGCUAUUCAACGUCUGCGUGUACUUUGGACUGAAUAAAUGCACCACAUGAGCAUGGUACAGACUGAUUGUCAUCAGGAACUAUUGUUCACUGUUUAAAUAAAUGUUUUAAAUGAAAAAAAA